Messenger RNA from Cheilinus undulatus (humphead wrasse), 2545 nucleotides. Its product is annotated as gasdermin-E-like. The record is from RefSeq and is a predicted model, not a curated record. NCBI's taxonomy places the organism in Eukaryota, Metazoa, Chordata, Actinopteri, Labriformes, Labridae. The transcript has 10 exons. Gene Ontology annotation, cellular component: cytoplasm. Gene Ontology annotation, biological process: programmed cell death. The coding region runs from base 280 to 1728 and encodes 482 amino acids.
UGGAUAACGGUGCAGUCAAACUUUCUCUCUCCAUUCGGCCACAGCUCUAACAACACUGCUGCUAUCAGACAUUAUUUUUCUCAUUACGUCGGAAUAUAUUUAUUGGUGAAAACGCGUGGGAGGGGUCACUGUAGGAAGGAAUACUUUAGAACGCGUUUGGAGACUUUGACGCAGAACAUCAGUGACAUUCCAGGAGUGACAACAAGAUUUCCAUCACGCAAAGACCUGACUCCGUUUUAAGCUACUUUGAGCUGUCUGCAGUCCGCUUCUGCUAAAGCCAUGUUUUCCACAGCCACCGCCAACUUUGUCCGUCAGAUUGACCCUGAAGGAAGCCUCAUCCAUGUGUCCAGAGUGAAUGACUCACACAAGCUGGUUCCCAUGGCGCUUGUUGUGAAGCGCAACCGCUACUGGUUCUGGCAGAGGCCCAAAUACCAACCAACAGACUUCACCCUCAGCGACUUGUUGCAGGGGGACGCGACGCUCAUCCCUGAAGUGAAGGAGAAACCUUUCCUGACCUACAGGGGGACGUAUGGGGACGAACUCUCCGGGAGGCUGGACACCGAGGCCGCUUCUGUUAGCGUCACACUGGAGGGGCGCGGCUCUUCCCACCUCCAGUCAUGUUUUGGCAAGCUAAAGAAAGAGGAACUGGAUGUGAUUAAGCUGCUAAGAGACUCCAGAAACAGGAUGGUGGACAUGAAUCAUGUGCUGGUUCAGCAGAUGGAGAAGAGAGCUGAGGUGCUUACAGUCCUGAAGGAGCGGAUCUUCACCACUGACUCCUGCUCCGUCACCCAGACCAAAAAGGAGCAGUGCAUCUUUCAGGGGCUGCUCGGGCUCAUGGGCAUGCUGGGAGGCUCUAUUAAGGCUUGUUUGAAGGAAAGCAGCAAGAUUGAAGCAGACAGUGAUGUUUCUUUGGAAAUUCCCUCUGGUACCGUCGUUGCCUACAGCGUCCUUGAGCUGAAGAUAAAGAAAAAUGGAGACUAUGAUAUUUGUCUACGACCUGGAACAAAUGGAGGCAUUGAGGCAGAUUCCCCUGUUACGCAGCCGUCUCAUGAUUUCUUGGACACAGUUGAUGGAAAGCACAAUGGGCAGAAAGCUCCAGAAACAGAACCUUCAAGUGCAUCCCAAAAUGGUUCACAUGAGAUGGAUUUUUCCCUUCUAGCAGAGCUUCCCCAGUCUGUUCGAUCUGCCUUCUUCAAGAGACUUCAGGAGACUCUGAGGGACCGAGGGGCUCUGUCAUACCUGCAGCGUGUGCUGGAGAACCUGUGUUUUGGUGAAACACUCAUUACAGCCAAAGAUGAAGAUCUGCCGGACAGUCAGAGAAAAACUUUGUCCGCCAUAUUGGAUGGUUACUCUGAGGACAGCCAGGCAGGUAUCCCUGCUCACCUGAAUUCAGUUCACCUGCUGGUCAGUGCCAUGGAAGAGUUGCCUGAUGAGACCCUGAACCUCCUCAGUGAAAGCAGUCCAGAUUUUCUGGAGGCCUUCAAAACCCUGGUGACCAGGUUGAAGGAGAGUCAUGAGCCUCUCUCCAUCCAGUGCCUGCCAGUCCUGCUGCAGGACAACCAGGCCUUCCAGCAGGCCGACCAGCUGCUCCGCUCCAUCAAAGUGACCUUGAAGAGAGACGCAAACACGCUGUGGACAGAGACGGGAAACAAAGCAGGAGUUCUCCCAGUGGUCCUCUGUCUCAGCAUACAGGGGCUGGCUUCGCUGUGUAAGGGGUUAGAGAUGUAGAGGCGUGCAUGUGUGAAGACAUAUUCUCUAUGAAAACAUUGUAUUUUGUUCUUUUUCUUUCUUUGUUUAAUAUUUGUAAGGACUAAGUUUAUUAUAGCCUCUUAAAUAACAUUUUAUAAUCAUUUUAUUGUUGUUAGUUUUAUAUCAUACAGAUAUGAUCUAAAUGUGCCUUCCUUAUAUAUGUUUUUAUUACUUAGCAAAGACUACAUAUUUUUGUAAAAAGAAAGAAAUAUAUAUACAUAUACUUUAUCUGAUUGUUUCUUGUGAAUUGGUGUAGCUCUGACGUAAAGCCAUAAAGAAGUUAGGUAAUUUAUAGUGCACCAGCCUUACAGUGUUCUGUAUAAAUCCACUUUUAUCAUCUUUUUAUUCAUUUUAAUGAAAAAAUUCCAUGAUUGCAUCAACUGAAAGCACACUGUGAUUGAGCUGAAAUAGGCCUUAUUUCCUAGCUGAAGAAAUAUUCUUGGUAGUGGAAUCAUGGUUUAAAAAUAAUAAUGUUUUGUCAUAAUGCCAAUGAAAACACAACUAUGAUAAUGUUGUUAAAAAUUGUAUGCUAUUAUUGUUUAUGUACCCAACUUUUAACAUAUUGAAUCAAGAUUUUGUGCUGCUAUCACUCUUAAAUGAAACCUUUAGGCAUCUUUUUCUAGAUUUAUUUAUGAAGAAACUGUACGUUAGGCAUUGCCUGAAUAAUGGGAUGCUAUACAAUAAAAGCUUAAUGUUACAAUUUAUGUUUUAGUGUUUAAAGCAUGUUUACAAGAGCUAUAAAGUUUUAUAAAGCUACCUUUGUAUACCACUUUCAGUAAACUCUUUGUUAACUUUA